Diaporthe batatas is the source of this 411-nucleotide messenger RNA. RefSeq lists its product as uncharacterized. NCBI's taxonomy places the organism in Eukaryota, Fungi, Ascomycota, Sordariomycetes, Diaporthales, Diaporthaceae. The coding region runs from base 129 to 347 and encodes 72 amino acids. The transcript has 2 exons. The record is from RefSeq and is a predicted model, not a curated record.
UUGCGACUCUCGAACAAACUAACUAACAAACUAACACAAACAAAUCACCUCUCACUUCUCUCCCAUACCCACGUCUCUGAGGGAAUAGAAAGUUAGCACCAAUUUGGAAAUCCAAACACGCGAUAACAAUGGGAAAUACCUCCUCCCGACCGCUCAACCCCAGAGAGCCACGGGCCAUCUACCAUGACCUCGGCUACGGCGAUAUCAUCUCAAACCCGCUGGUAGCACCAGCGGCAGAGGCGCCCAAGCUCAAGGGCCGCAGGACCCUCUCCUUCGCCAUCACUCGCAGGUCGACGGCCCAGUCGAGCCGCAGGGUGCUUGGCUAUCCGCCGAAGUAUCAUUGGUGAUGUGGUUCUGAACCCCCAGGCCUUGCUUGCGCCCGUAUUGUUAGCUGCAGGACGGCUGAUCGGG